GGUCCAAAACACACAAUAAGCACCAUGUUGGCGAAUCAAAGCGAGUUCCUCAAACAUUUCCGUUAACUCCAAAUUUUCUCUCUCUCUAGCCGUUGAGUUUCAGUUUCCCCUCCAUUUCGCGCAACGUUCCUCAAAAUAAACACUGCCAUUAUUUAGUCUCACACACUCUCCAUUGACCUUCCCCUCUUCCCUUGUCUCUCACGUUUCGAGUCUCCCCACCCUCUCCAUUUACUUUGACAAAACUGUUUUCAAUUUGACCUUCUCCAUUAACCAUGCUUUAACCAUUCAACUCAUCCUUCAAACCACUCUCUUUAUCAAAAAAACGCCAUGAACGACUCUCAUAGUUCCUCCUUCGAUUCCGCCUCCAAGGCUGCCAUCGAUCAGAAUGUCGGGAGGAGUCGAAGAAAUGGGAAUGGUGAUCUAACACUGGCGACCGAUAUACCACGCCACUGGCAUGAUAUUUUCUGGUUAGGAGUCUUUUUGUUUCACUUGAUGGGAUUAGCACUUGGUCUUGCAGUUCUUGGGCUCAAUAGGUUUAAGAAAUCAGACAGGUUUAAUUUCGAUAGAUACACUACUAACACAACUGGCACCGUGGGAAAUAGUCAUGGACUUACGGAAGAUUAUUGGCCAAUGUUUGGUCUUGGUGGUGGAGUUGGGACUGUACUUGGAUGGGCUUGGUUGUUGUUGCUUGGUUUUCAGGCGAAUCAUAUGAUGAAGAUCUCGGUGCAUAUUUUGACUACUUAUCUUGCUGUGGUUAGUGUUUUGUGUUUCUGGAGCGAGCAUUUUUUAUGGGGUGUCACGUUUGCAAUUGGUGCUGCUUUGCAGUUUUUAUAUGUCAUAUCUGUUAUAGACAGACUCCCAUUUACCAUGCUGGUGCUUCAAAAAGCCGUGAAAAUGGUAUGGAGCCUUCCUGAAGUUAUGAGAGUUUCGUAUGCAUUUAUGCUAGUCAUGCUUUUGUGGAUGGGAUUGUGGUCUUUUGGGGCAGCUGGUGUUGUGGCUUCAAACAUCAAUCUCAAUGGACGCUGGUGGCUUCUUGUGGUUUUGUCACUAAGCUUAUUUUGGACGGGUGCAGUCCUCUGUAAUACUGUACAUGUUAUAGUGUCUGGGAUGGUGUUCCUUGUUCUUAUUCAUGGUGGCCGAGAAGCAGCAUCAAUGCCUCCCAACUCUUUGAUGAAGUCUCUGAGAUAUUCUGUGACGAAAUCUUUUGGCAGCAUUUGCUAUGGAUCACUCUUUACUGCUGCAAUUAGGACACUGCGGUGGGAGAUCAGGGGAUUGCGGUCAAAGAUAGGCAAGAAUGAAUGCUUGCUUUGCUGUGUUGAUUUUCUAUUUCAUCUCGUGGAGACUCUUGUCCGCUUUUUCAACAAGUAUGCAUACGUCCAGAUAGCUGUUCAUGGGAAAAGUUUUAACCGUUCAGCUAGGGAUGCCUGGGAAUUGUUUCAAUCAACUGGAGUUGAAGCACUCAUCGCCUAUGAUUGUUCAGGUGCAGUUCUACUGAUGGUAACGCUUUUGGGUGGGCUCAUCACCGGGACUUGCUCAGGUGUUUGGACUCAUAUUAAAUGGGAUGAUGAUAGAGUGACCAUGGUGGGAUCCACUGCAAUGUUGAUGGGAAUGGUCUUGGUUGGACUAGCUAUGGUGGUUGUUGAGAGUGCUGUUACAUCCAUAUAUAUCUGUUACGCAGAAGAUCCCCUAUUAAUACAUAGAUGGGAUGCUGAAUUCUUCAACCAAUUGUCUGAGGCACUACACCAGCGUCUUCAACAUAGAAGUUCCCGGGCAAGGGAAGUAUUGACCCAGAAUCGAUUGAAUGUUGGCAUACAGGAAAAUGUCCCUCUCUGACAAGCUUCGCCCAAGCAAAUUUUGUCCAGAAACACGCACUGUAAUUCGUUGUACUAUAUUCCAUCGAUCGAAGUUCUUGAAUCAUUUUGUUUUAGUUUAGUCUGGGACCUUGAUUGCAUAAAAAUCAGAAGGGUUGGUAAAAAAUCAGUUGGAAGCUGCAUUUAUUCA
Molecule: messenger RNA, 2001 nt
Organism: Populus trichocarpa (black cottonwood)
Lineage: Eukaryota; Viridiplantae; Streptophyta; Magnoliopsida; Malpighiales; Salicaceae
Exons: 7
Coding region: 328-1833 (501 amino acids)
Biological process (GO): transmembrane transport
Cellular component (GO): membrane
Molecular function (GO): transmembrane transporter activity
Source: RefSeq, a predicted model, not a curated record